AUGAACGCCCGCCUCCAGCAGCUGCUCGCCAGUGGCGAAGAGGUCACCGAUGCGGAAGAGGAGGCCUUCCUCCUCUUCAGCCAGGAUAUCCCCACGGCCAACCUGGGGUUCAUUGACUCGCGCGCAACCACCGUCGACGUGACGAUCCGUGGCGACGAGUACGCGAUCCAUCAAUCGCCAACUCUGCUCUCCUCCUCUCGUGCUGGAGGGACCACGGGCGCCGUCCUCUGGAAAAUCACGCCCCUCUUCGCCGACUGGAUCUCCUCUCCCUCCAACCCCCUCUGGACACAUUUCUUCCUCUCCUCUGCGUCCGUCGUCGCCGAGCUCGGCUGCGGCAUCUCAGCUCUCGUCGCUCUAGCCUUGGCACCAUCCGUGAACCACUACCUCGCCACUGACCAAGAAUACGUCCGCCGCUUAUUCCGCAGCAAUCUGGACGAGAAUGCUUCCGUAAACAGUGCUUCUUCGUCAAGGGCAAAGGGUGGUAAAUCGCGAGGAAAGUCCGCCAAGCAGCAGCCUUCUUCCAAGAAUGCAGCCAGCAACAUCACAUUUACUACCCUAGACUGGGAGCUGGAUCAGCCUGAGCUGCUGAAAGGAUGCAUCGAGGACGAACCAGGCCGGCAAACACAGAGGGACGAGAAGGAAGACAAAGGGUUCGACCUGAUCUUGUCCUGCGAUUGCAUCUACAACGAGGCCCUCGUCGCGCCCUUUGUGCGCACCUGCGCGGAACUCUGUCGGCUGCGACCGGCCUACACACCUUCAGAGGAAGAUGAACCACGGUCCACGCGUCAGCCGACUAUCUGUAUUAUUGCGCAGCAGCAGCGGUCACCCGAUGUCUUUGAGGCCUGGCUUCGGGAAACGCUGCGAGAGUUCCGGGUGUGGAGGCUGAGUGAUGAUGUUCUUGGGGAUGGCUUGAAGGGAGGGUCAGGAUAUCUUGUGCAUCUCCUAUUGGCACGAGAGAAGAGUUGA
This is a messenger RNA of Penicillium argentinense, 966 nucleotides long. Its product is annotated as S-adenosylmethionine-dependent methyltransferase. Bases 1 to 966 code for a protein of 321 amino acids. The transcript has 3 exons. The record is from RefSeq and is a predicted model, not a curated record. NCBI's taxonomy places the organism in Eukaryota, Fungi, Ascomycota, Eurotiomycetes, Eurotiales, Aspergillaceae.